Messenger RNA from Cyclocybe aegerita, 894 nucleotides. NCBI's taxonomy places the organism in Eukaryota, Fungi, Basidiomycota, Agaricomycetes, Agaricales, Hemipholiotaceae. The record is from the annotation of a GenBank genome assembly.
UGAUUAGGACAUAUACAAUACACAUCGAGCAUUUUGUGGGCAGCCGUCUAGAACCUCCUGUCGACACAGAAGGUUCUGAGAUCGAGGGCCAGAUUGUAUUGAUCCUCUGUGGUCUUAUCGCGUCGGGCAAGGCGACCUUUGCAGAGGCGCUACAGCAGCACUUCCCUCAGUUUCGUAGAUGCAAUCAAGACGAUCUGGGUGACAGGCGAAGGGUAGAACGAUUGGCACGCCAAACUCUAAAUCAAGGCUUUUCUGUGUGUGUUGACCGCACAAACUUUAAUGCACCGACAGUGGCUGCUCACGAUUGGCAUUGUGCGAAAACAAAGUUUGCUAACAUAGAUGGCAGACAACGUUCGUACUGGAUCGAGAUUGCCCGCGAGGUUCCCGGAACCACGAUCUGGGUUAUUGUUUUCGAUACCCCGUAUGAGGCCUGUGCAGCCCGACUACAAACGCGAACGGGGCAUCCCACCAUCACCAAUCCAGAACAAGGGCUCUCCGUCUUGUCGCGGUUCGCAGCGGACUUCGAAGCCCCAUCUCCUCAUGAGGGCUUUGACCGAAUUUUAUAUGUCAAGCCAGAAGAUCAUCCCUCACCGGUUUAUGCUCGUUCCGAUAUCGCCGCCAUUUUGCGCCGUGCCCUGAAUUCGGAAACCCUUAUCGAGGAGGUGGUCGAGGUUAUCACAGUCAGCAAGGAUAUAACCGCAGCAAUUAUGGAAUCCCUGCCAACGGGGCAUGGGGGCUCGGAGGUAAUUGCGCCUCCCGUUCCAGUCCCGGUCCGUUUUACGGUUUCCGCGGUUGGCAAAGGACACCCCAUCGUGGAAGUAAUACGAGCGGAAAACAAUUCGUCGGAGAUUCGGGGCGAGGGCAGCUCGCAGGAUCCAUUCGUCAUCGAUUAAA